AUGGCUGUGGCGGGCGGGCGGCAGCGCGCCUGCGCGCUGGGGCGCGGGGGCUCUUCGGCCGGCGGGGAGCCCCUCCUGGGCGGCCCCAAGGCCCGCGGGAGUCGGGCGGCGGCGGCUGAGGCGAGGCGGGCGACGCGCGGGGGUCGGAGCCCGUGGCGGAGGCGCUGGGGAGGCCGGGCCCGCGACGCCCGAGCUCCGCUGCGGCAGCGGCCGCCGAGGCUCCCCGCGGUCUCGGCUGCCGGGCCCGGCGUGGGCGGGCGGCUUGGGCGCCCGGGGACGGCCCGGGCUGGUGGACGGGCGCUCCGGAGGAGCCGGCGGCCGCGCGCGGACCCGGAAAAGCAAAAUGUCCUUGAGCGCGCGGGCAGGAGGGGGCGGCGGGCCGGGCCGCGGUGCUCCCCGCGCAGCCCCGGGGGUCGCGGGCACCUCUACGGGGGUCGCAGGCCCGGGUCGCCGGCCAGGAGGGGACUCGGGCGGGGGCGGGCUCGCUGCGGGACCCCCGACCCGCAGAGGGAGCGAGGGGCGGCGGCGGGGACCCGCGCGGGCGGGAGCCCUUGCCUGUCUUGCCUUGUAUUUUGA
This is a messenger RNA of Cavia porcellus (domestic guinea pig), 576 nucleotides long. RefSeq lists its product as uncharacterized. The coding region runs from base 1 to 576 and encodes 191 amino acids. NCBI's taxonomy places the organism in Eukaryota, Metazoa, Chordata, Mammalia, Rodentia, Caviidae. The record is from RefSeq and is a predicted model, not a curated record. The transcript is spliced from 3 exons.